Messenger RNA from Alternaria viburni, 2115 nucleotides. RefSeq lists its product as uncharacterized. The record is from RefSeq and is a predicted model, not a curated record. The transcript is spliced from 3 exons. The coding region runs from base 1 to 2115 and encodes 704 amino acids. NCBI's taxonomy places the organism in Eukaryota, Fungi, Ascomycota, Dothideomycetes, Pleosporales, Pleosporaceae.
AUGUCGACCGCAAGAACAGUGACAUCACCGGUGUCUCCGGAUCGCACGAUCCACGACGCUAUACUUGCAGCGCUCGCUCUUCCUACCCUAAAAGCUAAGGCGGAAGCCUUGAAGGGAGCUUUACAAGACUGGCAAGGCGACGCUGAGGCAGGUGUCCAGUCUCCCCAGCUACUCGUCCACAUCUUCGACCGCUUGUACGAACUCGAAGCCCUCCCCGGCGCCCUUACCAAACAAGACUCUACCAACUUCAAAGCUCUCCGGGAAGUAUGCGACGAACUCGGCUUCAGGAUGCUUUUCGCGCGUGUUGACAAGGCGCUCGGUGGUUGUAACUUCAUCGCACACAACAAGAUCGAGAAAUGGACAAGAAGCCGUCCCAAAUUCGACAUUCCCAAAGACUGGAUAUUCAUCGAUAGACUAACGCUUGAGCACGUUGUCGAUGUGCAUGGAGAGUCUUUGCCCGGUUGUCUACCUUUUUUAGAUUCGGAGGUCAUUCAGAAGGACCCUUUUACGUAUAAGACGGCUAGCGUGCAGACUUGUGAGGGGGCCAAGAGCAUGGCUUCGGGGAUGGAGUACGGGCUUUGGCAUUUUCACGACAAGGCGGCACUUGUCAUUAUUCCUCCUCGUAAUGUCACUGCUUACGAAGUUCGACAAUGCUUGACUAUUCCGGUGAAGGAGCGCGUCUACCACAACGAGGAUCUCUGGGAGCAAUACGGCCCGGACCUUGGCUCACCGCAGGCUGAUUCGAAGACCAUCAUUCAGAUGCUCGAUAAGGCAACGAAAAACGUGCGUAAGCUUCAUGUGAACACGGCGGAGGACGAGCACAUCCGGGAAAUAUGCGAGUUAUUCUACGGAUACUACGACAAAGAGAAGAGCGGUUGGUAUACACUCAGAAGGUUCCCAGCGAUACGCGGGGAGGCUUUAGAGCGUCUGACUGCUGUAAGCGUGGAGUACGACUCACAGGACAUCUGGAGGAGAGCAGUCGAGAUGCUCGACGACUGGUGGCUCUCUAAGCCCCAGAUGAAAGCCGAUGUCACAGCUGAGACGCUUUGCCGUUCGCUUCACCAAUCGCUGGGCAAAGAAUACCCCGAGAAUGCGAGCUAUCUAGUGAACGGGACUUACGGUCUUGAAACGACGAUUGCCGUAUGCAACAAGAUCAAGGUCGCUUUUGAAGCUAGUCAUGAAGGAAACGAUGCCUCUGCCAAGAUCCCGCUGCCGGAAGCGUUGGCAGCUUAUAGAUCAUCCAUGAUCCGGAAAGUCCUGGCGACUAGCAAAAUGGAUGACUAUGCUCUGAUCCCGCAAGCCGGCCGGGUGCUCGAAGACGAGCAACUCAUCCAAGACACCCUCCACCAAGUCUUUAAAAACGCAACGCCUCCAGAAGUCGCGCGCUACCUGCAACGCAUGACUGAGCUGAAAGAUGGGACACCAGAGUGCGACGUCCAAAGAUACUGCGAAAUCAUCCUCAGCGCCAACGUCGAAGUACCAAAUAGCUUCGGCACAGAUGACCUAGAAGCAGUGAAGACCUUACUAACCUCAUCCCUACCACUACCAGAGACCGCAGUUCAAGACUACUGCAAGAAACUUCUACAGGCGAAAGAUCUGGGGCACUCACACGACUACGACGACAGCGCCGGAUCCUUCAUAGUCCUAGAACAGAAGCUAGGCGCGGAGUACCUGCUCGUGCUUCUGCCGCUGCUAGCGCGGACUUUCGCACGCAACAUACCGUGGUUGAUCAAGCUCCUGACUCGAGUCAAAAGCUCGAAACCUUGGACUUCCGAUGCGUUCCUACCGAAGUUUGCUGACGCGGUUAUCGGACCUGCGAUCGACGGUUUCUAUCUCAACAACCGCAGAUUCAAUCAAACAAUCCGCGAGAUUAAUCACGGCAAUGCGGGCGCCACGAAAGAUGAGCUGGAACGCUUCCUUCAACUCCUGAAGGAUAUGGGCCUGGGUGAGAUGGUGGACAAGUUGACAGACAAGAUGGCGCGGUCCGACCAGCUCAAGGUUGAUGAAUUUCAAGAUGCGCUUGCAAAGAAGAAGACGGCGUACUUGGCGAAGAAGCGUAAGGCGAUGGAGUUAGCGGACAGUCGGCAGGAGAAAAAGAGCAAAGCAGUGCGCUGA